This is a messenger RNA of Rotaria sp. Silwood2, 306 nucleotides long. Lineage: Eukaryota; Metazoa; Rotifera; Eurotatoria; Philodinida; Philodinidae. The record is from the annotation of a GenBank genome assembly.
AUGAUGGUACUAACAACUUUUCUUUAUUUUAAGGAUCAAAAAGUGGAUGACGAAUUACAAUUGUAUGGUUGUGAGUUAGUUAUAUUUGAUCGUUAUGCAUGUCGUUUGUCGCCUUCAUUUAUAAUGGCUACUUCACCGAUUCGUGAUGCAUUACAAGCUGGUGUUCGUAUAACUGGUGUUACGGUUCAUUUUAUUGGUGAAUUCGAUACUGAUAACGAUGGGCCAAUUAUUGGACAAGAGAGUAUUUCGGUAUCACCGAUUGAAACUGAAAUUCAAUUAGAAAAUUGUUUACGUAUACUUGAAUAG